Molecule: messenger RNA, 493 nt
Organism: Clupea harengus (Atlantic herring)
Lineage: Eukaryota; Metazoa; Chordata; Actinopteri; Clupeiformes; Clupeidae
Product: mucin-5B-like
Exons: 4
Coding region: 1-492 (163 amino acids)
Cellular component (GO): extracellular matrix
Molecular function (GO): protein binding
Source: RefSeq, a predicted model, not a curated record
AUGCCGAAUCCCAACUCAGACAGUUCAACUCCUUACUCCCAACCAAUCAAUCACUUGCUGCUUCAAACAGGAGCAACGUGCCCUUCGAAUAUGGAGCACCAGGAGUGUGGGAACCCAUGCGCCGACACCUGCUCUAACCAGGACAGGAGUAAGCUGUGUGAGGAACACUGCACUGAUGGGUGCUUCUGCCCCAAUGGAACUGUUUUUGAUGACAUCACACAGAAGGGCUGUGUCCAACUGAAUGACUGUCCCUGCUAUUACAAAGGCAAGGUGUACAAGGUUGGAGAGUCAUACUCCAGACCCUGCCAGAACUGUACCUGUGAACAAGGCCGCUGGAGCUGCACCCAGCUGGACUGCCCAGGCACCUGUUCCCUGGCGGGUGGUUCCCACAUCAGCACCUUCGAUGGCGAGACGUACACCUUUCACGGAGAGUGCUCCUACGUGCUCGCAGCGGUCAGAGACACACACAACUGUUACACUUACAUUCUAUGAU